AUGGAUAUUCACCGCUCUCGAUUUGUGGCCUACCCGUCAUCGGCCAUCAACGCGCUUUCAUUUUCGAGAUCAAGCGACAAGAACCUCACGGAUCCUAGGCCAGCACUGAAGCUCGCACUCGGUCGCGCAAAUGGAGACAUAGAAAUCUGGAGCGCCGACAAGGGAGAUUGGGUACAGGAGUCUGUCUUUCCAGGAGGAUCAAAGAGAAGCGUUGACGCUUUGGCAUGGAUUCAAGAGCCGGACGACACAGAUUAUGAGGGACACACGAUUCUCGGUCAACUGCGCCUCUUCAGCAUUGGCUCAACACCAGCUGUGACAGAAUGGGACUUGACAACAGGAAAAGAGCUGCGCUCGUCAACGGGAAACUUCAGCGAGGUGUGGUGUUUUGCCGCCCAACCGCGCUGGCGAGCUACCAAAGCGUCGCGCGAGGACGAAUUCCGUGGUCAAAACUUGGUUGCUGGAACCGGAGACGGCACCCUGGCCAUUCUGUCAACCGAGGACAACGACCUUGUUUUCAAGCGAUUCUUGGCCCGUGGCGGAAACCGCAAGACACGAUGCAUGAGCGUGACAUGGAAGGAUAGAGACACGGUCGUUGCCGGUUUCACCGACAGCACGAUUCGCAUCUACGACGGCCGCAAUGGCACUUUGUUGCGCAACCUCAGCUUGGGAGCAGGCAUCCCAGGAGCUCCUCGCGACACGCUGGUGUGGAAGGUCCGAUGCUUGCCCAACGGCGACAUCGUGUCAGGCGACUCGAACGGCCAGCUCAAAUUCUGGGAUGGAAGAACAUACACCUUGUCGCAGACUGUCCACGGUCACGACUCGGACUGCCUCGACCUUGUCAGCAGUACCGAUGGCACCACGGUCUUUUCAGGUGGUAUGGACGGUCGCAUCGCUGUGUUCAAGCUGGGCGGCAAAGAAGGCGACAAGAGAAGAUGGGCAAAGACCAGUCACCGCCGCAUGCACGAGGGUGACAUCAAGGCCAUGGCUGUUUACGACUCCAAGCAAAUGAGCGUCGUUCUCUCGGGAGGUCUCGAUACCACCCCCUUCGUCAUUCCACUGCGCAACUUCAACAAGGAGAACCACCGCAGACUUCCCGGUCUUCCUCAGAACCCCGUAGUCGCUUCUUGCCCGCAAGAGCGUAUGCUCGUCAGCUGGGCUGAGAGCGAGAUUAGCAUCUGGCGCAUGUACAAGCAGAGCCCCGAGAGCAUCCCCGUACCCGAAGACACCAGAACACUCCUCACUCGCAUCCAAAUCGACUCGACCGACGCCAUCACAUCCGUUGCAAUCUCCCCCGACGCCUCCCUGCUCGCUGUGUCUACGAUUGCUUCCAUUAAGCUAUUCCAUCUCGCCCGUACAGAAGAUGACCGAGGAGAUCGCCUGCGCGUACGCAAAAUCGCCGCACCCGAAGCUAUCGCUGCAAAUGGCGCACGUCUGAUCACCUUUUCUCCUGAUGGAAGAUGGCUGGCAGCAGUAACGCCGCAAAGCGAAGUCUGCGUAGCAAGAGUAGAGGAUGAUUCGGACAUGCCCACUUUCCUGGACGCGAACAUUGAGUUGGAGCGCCAGACUCGUAAGGUCACCAUCCAAACGGGUCUCAAGAAGUACGAGCGCACAAUCAACAGGCUCGCUUUCUCUCCUGACAGCGCUGUCUUGGUUGCAAGUGACCUCUCUGGUUAUCUUGACAGCUGGGUGCUAGAGGGACACUACGACUCCACUGCCCCUGCUAUGGACACUGCUACAAAGUCUUCCUCAGGCUCGGACAAUGGUGCUGGCUCGGACAGCGAUAGUGACAGUGAUGACGAGGACGAGACUAUCAUCUUCUACGGUCAACACUGGACAGACAACCCAUCAGGCAAUCUGUUGCCCAAGCUCGACUCUGCACCUCUUGUUCUCUCUUUCCAACCACUCACACCAGCACAACAAGACGAGCCUACCGUAAACGGCAAUCCUGGACUUCAUCCUACCCGUAAUAAUCCUCAUCCUCACUCUCACGCCCUCCCUUCCACCAAAUCUCCCCUCUUCAUCGUAACAUCGCACCACCAGGUCUACGCAUUCGAUGUCCUGACCGGACGCCUGACCGAAUGGUCGCGCAGAAACCCUACGAGCGUUCUGCCCGGCGAAUUCCAGACCAUCAAGGAUCGCGCCAUGGGCGUUGUCUGGGAUGUCAACGAUGCUCGCGCUCGUGCUUGGUUGUAUGGUGCCAACUGGGUCGGUAUGCUGGAUCUGUCGCAAGAUUACGAACCCUCCAGUGUGCUAGACGAAGCUUUGGAGGACGGCGAAGACGACAUCUCCGCCCAAAACACACCUAGCAAGAAGCGCAAGCGUCGCGAAAGCAACAAAUGGGGCAAACUUGCCGAGCAACGCAAGAAGGCCAAGGGUAUGAGUGGUGCUGGUGACAAGGCCGCCAGCGGAGAGACAAAGGGUGUCGUCGAUGAGAUUCGCCGCGUUGAAGACGGUAAACUCCUUGAGCUCACAAACGGCACCUCUCACGAGCAAGAUCUAGACGACGAGGACGCACUAGAAGAUGCACUGGGUCCUCUGCGUCGCGGCAACGAUGACGCAGAAGCGGAUACAAACGGAGGUGCAGAUGGUGCCCUGACCGUCACCUCAGCAGGCCGAAGGAAAUGGUGGUGCACAUACAGAUACAGACCUAUAUUGGGUAUGGUAGCCAUGGGCGAAAAGACCACAGAGACGGAUGAUGAACAGCCCGAAGCCGUCUUAGUGGAGCGCCCGCUAUGGGAUCUGCCACAACUCCAAGAGCUGGGCAAAUAA
Messenger RNA from Aureobasidium subglaciale EXF-2481, 2769 nucleotides. RefSeq lists its product as uncharacterized. Bases 1 to 2769 code for a protein of 922 amino acids. The transcript is spliced from 2 exons. Gene Ontology annotation, biological process: maturation of SSU-rRNA from tricistronic rRNA transcript (SSU-rRNA, 5.8S rRNA, LSU-rRNA). Gene Ontology annotation, molecular function: RNA binding; protein binding. NCBI's taxonomy places the organism in Eukaryota, Fungi, Ascomycota, Dothideomycetes, Dothideales, Saccotheciaceae. Gene Ontology annotation, cellular component: t-UTP complex; 90S preribosome; small-subunit processome. The record is from RefSeq and is a predicted model, not a curated record.